Gambusia affinis (western mosquitofish) is the source of this 4655-nucleotide messenger RNA. It is a transcript of the gene galnt17, whose product is annotated as polypeptide N-acetylgalactosaminyltransferase 17. The record is from RefSeq and is a predicted model, not a curated record. Gene Ontology annotation, cellular component: Golgi apparatus. The transcript has 11 exons. The coding region runs from base 905 to 2704 and encodes 599 amino acids. NCBI's taxonomy places the organism in Eukaryota, Metazoa, Chordata, Actinopteri, Cyprinodontiformes, Poeciliidae.
UAUUGGAGCGUAAGUUUCUCUAAGAACAGUAUUUUUUCUCUUAGUGUAAUUUGAGCAGACACCUCCCCCCUCCCCGAUCUGCUGCUGCGAAGGGAAACGUCCCCGGAUCGAGUCCAGAAUCCCGAUUGAAGGAGAAAACGAGGAAACAAACAGCCGCAAUAAUCAAGAAGAGGGCGAGGAAUAACAGGAAGACGUUGUGUGCUGGGAGGUUCAGAGGGACAAAAUGUGAAGAGAGGGGAGGAAGAAAAAGAAAGAAGGUCGCUUUAAUUUUCUGCUCUUGUUUUGGCUGCAGCCGGUUUCCGGAGUGAAUUUCUCAGAGGAUGCUGCCGCCGCUGCUGCAUCUCUCCGAGCGCAGAUAGCUGCUCACCAUCCGCGCAUCUGAUAGUGAUAAACGGCUGAAGGAGGAAGAACAGGAAGGGGAGGAGGAGGAGAUGCUGGCUGGACCUUCAGAAGGAUUUCCCUGAAGCAUCUGUCCGCAUCCCAGUCGCAUCACUGCCGACUUCUCUCGGACGCGAAGGGAGAGGAACCCCAGAAGAAAAACGCGGAUAUUUUCCUUUCUCCUAAAUUAUUCAUCUGCUUUCUGCGCUCCGCACACACUGCUGUCUUUGUCUCGCAUCUUCAGAGGAUGAUUUCAAACGGAGAGGCGGCGGACGGCGCCCCUGAUUGCUCCAGCAGAGCGACAUGCAGCCUAAAAUAACCCCGGAGUCGGACAGCAAAGCGGCGGAUAAAUCGUCUUCUCAUCGGCGCACUGCUGGCUCUGGCUGCUCAAGCUUCCCUGCGGCUUUCCGUCCAGCUGAUGUUACCCGGUGAGACGUCCCUGCAGCCUCCGGAUCGCCGCUGACCAUCACCUGACCUUCCGCCCACCCUAGAAGCCCAGAACAAACCAGCACCCGAACUCUUUUUCAUGGCUUUUGUCUUCAGAAGAUGGAGGGUGUUACUGCUGCUCAACGUGCUGGCGGUCGCAGGGUUCAUGACCUUCUGGGCCAAGUGCAACACCCGCAGCGUGCAGGCGGUGGGUCCGGAGGGUCCGGCUGACGGGAGGCGGCCCCGGGCCAACGGGACGGCGCAGGGGCCCAGCGUGAGCCACGAGGUGCUGCUGAAGAGGCUCAGCUCGCUGGAGGAUGUGGUGUACCGGCAGCUAAACGGUCUGUCCAAGUCCCUGGGCCUGAUCGAGGGCUUCGGCGGCCGCGGGAAAGGCGGCCUGCCCGCCACGCUUUCCCCGCUGGAGGAGAACGACGCCAAGUACCUGAAGGAGAAGUACGGCUACAACGCCUACCUGAGCGACAGGAUCUCUCUGGACCGGACCAUCCCGGACCACCGGCCCAACAAAUGUAGAAAAGUCAGCUACCCCCGAGACCUCCCUCAGAUCUCCCUCAUCUUCAUCUUCGUCAACGAGGCGCUGUCGGUCAUCCUGCGCUCCGUCCACUCGGCCGUCAAUCACACGCCGGCUCACCUGCUCAAAGAGAUCAUCCUGGUGGACGACAACAGCGACGACGAGCAGCUGAAGGGACCGCUGGAGGAUUACGUGAACAAGCGCUACCCUGGGCUGGUCAAGAUCGUCAGAAACCAGAAGAGAGAAGGACUGAUCCGGGCCAGAAUCGAGGGCUGGAAGGUGGCGACGGCGGAAGUUACCGGGUUCUUUGAUGCCCAUGUGGAGUUUACUCCGUCAUGGGCCGAGCCGGUGCUGGCCAGAAUAAAAGAGGACCAUAAGAGGAUCAUCCUGCCGUCCAUCGACAACAUCAAGCACGACACCUUCGAGGUGGAGCGCUAUGAGAACUCGGGCCACGGCUACAACUGGGAACUGUGGUGCAUGUACAUCAACCCGCCCAAGCAGUGGUGGGACGAGGGGGACAUGUCCGCACCCAUCAGGACUCCUGCCAUGAUUGGCUGCUCCUUCGUGGCCAACCGGGACUACUUUGGGGAACUCGGCCUGCUGGACUCGGGCAUGGACGUCUACGGAGGGGAGAACAUCGAGCUGGGCAUCAGGGUUUGGCUCUGCGGCGGGAGCAUGGAGGUGCUGCCUUGCUCCAGAGUGGCUCACAUUGCUCGAAUGAAGAAACCUUACCACAGCAACAUCGCGUUCCACACGCGGCGCAACGCUCUGCGUGUGGCAGAGGUCUGGAUGGACGAAUACAAGUCCAACGUGUACCUGGCCUGGAACAUCCCCAUGGAGAACCACGGCAUCGACUACGGCGACGUUUCUCAGAGGGUCGCGCUGAGGAGGAAUCUGCAGUGUAAGAGCUUCCAGUGGUACCUGGACAACGUUUACCCGGAAAUGAGGAGGUACAACAACACGGCGUUCUACGGUGAGAUCCGUAACUCCAAAGUGAGCCACCUGUGUAUGGAUCAGGGUAUGAAGGAAAACCACACAGCCACCCUUCACCCCUGCCAUGGCUGGGGUCCUCAGUUGGGGCGCUACACCAAAGAGGGUCAGCUGUUCCUGGGUCCUCUGGGCAGCACCGGAGACGACACUCGCUGCGUGGUGGACGACCAGGUCAGCAGCUUUCCCCAACUCCUGAACUGUGACAAGGUGACCAACGCCAAGCAGAAGACAUGGAGCUUCUCCCAGAACGACUCCAUCGUAAACCGGGCCACGGGUCGCUGUCUGGAGGUGGUGCCGGCCAACGUUUACUUUGGCCACCUGCUGGUCCUGCAGCCCUGCUCGGGUCAGAGGUGGACCAUCAAGAACAGCAUGAAGCAAUAGCCACUGGCGCGGCCCAUUUCCUGGGCUGCGAUUGGCUCAGCUUGGUCACAACGAGCCAAUAAGACGCUGAUGCAAACCUUCAAGAGAAAUGUUUUAUCAAGACUUUGGGUGCCAUGAAGAUUAUCGUGAAUUAUUUUUUAUAAAAUGAACAUUCAGAAUGACAAACUAAGCAUGAGGACUGAUUCUGUCUGAUUUAUUUUGACUUAAUGUGUUGUUAUAAAUCCUCUAUUCGUGUAUGUGUGUGUGUGUGUGUGUGUGUGGGUGUGUGUGUGUGUGUGCACGUGCGUUUGUUUGUAAUACUUUGUGGGGACCAUUUUCCUGACAUAUACGAAGUUGUGGGGACCACUGUUCCUUGUGGGGACCACUGCUCCUUGUGGGGACCACUGCUCUUUGUGGGGACCACUGCUCCUUGUGGGGACCACUGUUCCUUGUGGGGACCACUGCUCCUUGUGGGGACCACUGCUCCUUGUGGGGACCACUGUUCCUUGUGGGGACCACUGCUCUUUGUGGGGACCACUGCUCCUUGUGGGGACCACUGUUCCUUGUGGGGACCACUGUUCCUUGUGGGGACCACUGUUCCUUGUGGGGACCACUGUUCCUUGUGGGGACUGAAGCCUGGUUCCCAGAAGGGGAAACACUGUUUUUGGGUCAGGGGUCAGAUUUAGGACUAAGGUGUAAAUUGAGUUUUGGGUUGGGUUAAGAAUGUAAUGGUUAGGGGUUAGGAUAAGGUUAAGGUUUAGGCUGUAGAAAUUAAUGGAAGUCAAAGGAAAGUCCCCACAAAGACAGCCACGCAAAAAGGUGUGCAUGUGUGUUGCGUGUGUGUGUGUGUUACUGCUGUACAGUGCUUUGACAUUCAUGACUUGAGAUUCAAGCAACCAAAAAUGUUUGACAGGAAGUGCAGCAGCUCUGGAGCCGUCCUUCAUUUCAGUGCGUUUCUGCAUACUUCAUGUGUUUCUGUUUUGUUUUAAACUGGUUUGGAUGAGCUGCUCUGCAGAUUCUCUGAGGUUUUGCUCACAUUUCUGGCCACAUUUUCCCUCAUUUCACUGCCGUAAACAGCAAUUUUUAGAGUUUUCUUUAGGUGACAGAAAAUAACAACAAAAUUGCUCAAUUUAUUGGGUAAAAGUAAAAUUUUAACAGCAAACAAAAACAAAGGCUGGACUCUGUGAUGUGCUGGCAUCAUAAUCUGAAAUAACAAAAAAACAAAUCUCGACUGGAAGAGAAGCUGGAGAAUUAUUGAUUUAAAACUUUUGCACAUCUCUUUAAGGCUCAUCUAAAUAUUUUUAUUCUCUUAAUUUCUGCAAUACUCCAUUCCUUGUCAUGUCCUGUAAGGUGUUUUUAAAAAUGUGACGCUAUGUUCAGAAUGUAGUUACAAAAAUCUGUUAGUUGUUGUUCCAGAUUUUAGUGUAAAAAAGACGAAAUCCCGUCUGUUAUGAAAUAAAUCAAGUUACGCUUGUUAAUAAGCAUAAAGAUAUUUUUUACUUUUCGUCUUUAAAAAGUCUAAAUCCUGUAAAUAUUUAUAAUUUGAAGAAUAGGGCACAGUAAGUGUUUUAAAAGCUGUCAAAAAGUAAUUAAAAUAAUUUUAAAAAGUGCCAAGAGGGCUAAAGAGAGAAGUGAACUUUCAGUCAUUUUACCUGGAGGCGCCCUGUAGCAACGCACAGGUUAGCAUAAAGACUUUAUGCUCAUUGGAGGAAAGUUGAGUUUGUUUGUUUAUCUGAGUGCCAAAACUAACGAAGCACUUUCUCCAGACUGCAGCAGGGAGAUUGAUUUUCAAUCAAACGUAUCGACGACUUUCAAGGCUGAAAUCGUUCCGACUCUGAGAAGCGUGAUGUCAAAUAAUUCAGUGUUGUUGGUUUGGUUUCUCAGAUUGUCUUCCAAUAAACAAAAUGGUUUCCUGGGUUUUGUGUGGCUGGUUUUUUAGGAAGCGAUACAUAAGCACCGCUUGCGUGUUAGA